Molecule: messenger RNA, 1287 nt
Organism: Papilio machaon (common yellow swallowtail)
Lineage: Eukaryota; Metazoa; Arthropoda; Insecta; Lepidoptera; Papilionidae
Exons: 2
Coding region: 538-1110 (190 amino acids)
Source: RefSeq, a predicted model, not a curated record
UAACUAGGUGAGGACAACAGCGUUCGCGGCGAGUGACAGCGAGCGCGCGACGAACGCCAUUUUGCCCGUGUAAUUAAAUGUCAAGCAGACGCCAUUUUGUGAGAUAUAAACAUUGCCGAACGUGUGCACUGGACACGUGCUUUGUGGUACAUUUAUCAAAAUAUCUUUUAGGUCUUAUAAAAUUACGUAAAAAAGUAACAAUAUAUAAACACUGUUAUAAAAGACAUAGAUGUUUUAAAUUGAAAUGUUAGGGGCUCCACGGCACACGGUACUCGGCAAUCGGCAGGCAUCUCACGUCCGCGCUGUGGACAAUGACACCUCCUAAUCGGCCGCCGCUACGUAACCUCGCGCGCUCGCCUUAGGAGGCCAAUGUCGCAGUCCACUCAGACAGAAUAUCGAUUUUGAAGGAGAGGAUGACACAUCCGGCUAAUCGGAAAUUUAGACAAGAAACUCACUCGCCGAUGGAAUAAGUAUAUAAGUGUGACCGUUUUAGGCCAAAGUAUCACUCGUUCUCGAGCCGUCUAAGCAUCCAUAACAAUGAAGACUUACACUUGCGUCCUCCUGCUGGCAGCGAUGGGAGCCGCCGAGCCCCCGUUCUCCAGACAAGCGCGGCCCGGUUUGGCCAGGCAGCGGGCCGACGACGCCCCCUACCCAGCGGCCGGAUUCCGCCCGGCGACGGCGUUCGAGCUACCGAGUCGCGAGGCGGUCGCCCCGCCCUCGACAUCGUACGGCGUGCCCGCCACCAGCUACGGCGCCCCGCUCGCCACGUACGCUGCGCCGCAAACCGAGUACGGUCCGCCCGUCACCGACGCCGGCGAUGAGACGACGGAGGAGGUCGAGACUAUAGAAGGAAGUGAAAACAAAGACGAGAAGGAGAGGCUCGAAGAGGGGCCGAAAGGCGACGCCGAGGUGGUGAGUGCCGAGGGCGCGUACUACGUGCUGCUGCAGGACGGGCGGCUGCAGCGCGUGCAGUACCGCACGGAGAACGACGUGCGCAACAUGGCGUACACGGCGCGCCUGCAGUACCGCGCAGAGGAGCGCGCGCCCCUCUUCGUGUACACCGCCGCACCUCAGUACCAGCCCGCCGCCGCCUACGUGCAACUGCUCUGAACUGUUCUCUGAGGCUGCGUGUGCGUUUGCCACCAACGAUGACUAUUUAUGCUAAACUCCCUCAACAGUUACUAAUAUGUUUUAAUUAUAUUUCAAACACAAAACACAAUUUAGAAACAAAAUAAAAUUGAAUCGAGAGUGAGAAAUGUCUACAAGCGACCGAGACCAUUCCCAAUU